This is a messenger RNA of Tribolium madens (black flour beetle), 2752 nucleotides long. RefSeq names its product pentatricopeptide repeat-containing protein 1, mitochondrial. Bases 44 to 2032 code for a protein of 662 amino acids. NCBI's taxonomy places the organism in Eukaryota, Metazoa, Arthropoda, Insecta, Coleoptera, Tenebrionidae. Gene Ontology annotation, molecular function: tRNA binding; protein binding. The record is from RefSeq and is a predicted model, not a curated record. Gene Ontology annotation, biological process: tRNA 3'-end processing. Gene Ontology annotation, cellular component: mitochondrial matrix. The transcript is spliced from 4 exons.
GUCAACAAAUGUAUUUUGAGGUUACGAGGAGAAGACAUUUGAAAUGUAUCGUUUAAAACUAAUAAAAUUUUUGACACGGCAAGCUACACGAAGUGCAAGAACACAAGAAUCUAACACAUUACACACGACUAAUCGUUAUCAGCAUCUAUUAAGUUGUAAAUUUGCAAAAAAUGCGCAAAUCAAUGACCUAACCUCCAACACAAAAUUAUUCUCACAUGCUGCAAAUAUUACACAAGAAAAAACAGAACAGGAGUUUUUAGUCCGUCUCAAGAAUGAUCCCGACACUUUUGGGGACCCUGAAGAAAGAGAAGAUGUAUAUGCAAAAGAUUUGGAAGAAGAAAAAGAUUGGUCGGAGAAAACAAUCCCACUAGAAAGACUGCGCACAAAACAGUAUGCAGACAUAAUAAAGGCACUUAUCAAACAACGCAAAAUCAAGGAAGCAAUCGAUGUAGUUGAAGUAAAAAUGAUAAAGGAAGACAAGGUGAAACCUGAAAAUUACAUCUACAAUUUAUUACUGGGAGCUUGCGGACGUGUGGGGUACACGAAAAAGGCGUUUUCCAUUUACAACCAGAUGAAAAAACGCGACUUGAAAAUCACGGCGGGUACAUACACAGCCUUGUUCAAUGCAUGUGCGAAUAGUCCAUGGCCAGAAGACGGCCUAACAAGAGCCCGAAAAUUGCAAAGCAUAAUGAUUGAAAAAAUGUAUCAGCCAAAUGAAACAAAUUAUCAUGCGAUGAUUAAAGCAUUCGGACGAUGUGGAGAUCUUCCAACAGCGUUUAGUUUAGUCGACGAAAUGGCGUCGAAAAAGGUGAAAAUAAACGGCGACACAAUGAACUUCCUGUUGCAAGCGUGCAUCCAAGACAAGGUUGCAGGUUUUCGUCACGCUUUAUUACUUUGGCGAAAAAUGGUGGACAAGCGAAUUGCCCCAAAUUUGUACACCUACAACUUAAUGUUAAGAUGUAUUAGGGAUUGUGGAAUUGGUAAUUUGGAUGUUAUGAACGACACGUUGCAGUUAAUUUUGAAAAAAGAUUUGCGUUUAAACGGCGGUAAUAAUAAAUUGUUACUGGAGGGCUCAAAUGAUGGCAAAUAUGUGAUUCAGAAUCAACUCCAAUUAAAGACUGAUGAAGAAAAUAAUGAGUUAUUGUUAAACGAGAAUUCUUUAGUAGUGAAUCAAGUCGAACAAUGCCGCCCAAAUCUCAUGGCAAGAGUGCCUCAUUUAGGAAAUAUUAUUUCCUUGUCUGAAGUUACUAAACCCGAAGAUAGGUUGCUGCUAGUUGGGGGUUUGAGGGGUUUUUUGAGUAACAUGUCGGAGAAACGUUGCACUCCUGAUAUUAAGUCGUUUACGCAACUUUUGGAUUGCUUACCUGGAAGUGUUGCGGCUGAAAAAGAGCUCUUACGUGAAAUGAAACAACAUGAUGUUAAGCCGGAUAUUGAUUUUUUCAACAUGUUAAUUAAGAAGAGGAGUAUGAGAUUUGAUUAUGAAAAUGCAAAGGCCGUUUUGGACGAUAUGAAGAAACACAACUAUAGACCAGAUUUGAUAACGUAUGGGGUCUUAUCACUGGGUUGUAAAACCAAGGACGAGGCUUUAGAAUUACUGAGGGACAUGGAGGCACACGCAUAUAGGCUAAAUACUGAAAUUUUGGGCGCGAUGCUACACCAAGCUUGUUACCACAGAAACUUCCCCUAUGUCCUUGAAAUAAUGGAAAUUAGCUUAAGAGAGAACGUGAAGCCUAAUAAGAAAUUCAUGGAAUGUUUGCACGAUUUUAAAAAGAAGUGUAAAGAUAUCUCAAAUGAUAAGGAAAAUAAAUUAUCGCAAAGUGCUCCUUUCCAAAAAGGAUUUAGAAUAUUCCAAAUGAGGUACAAAACGUGGUUGGACCAAGUUGAAGUUGAUGAUAGUGAAGACGUCCAUCCUUGGGCACAGUUCAGAGACACAAGUAGAACAGACAGUAGGCAUUACAAGGAUAAAUCUCAGAGGUUUAAAGCUAGACAUUUGUCAAAGUUUAAAGUUAAGACAUCUACAAAACGUAAAUAAAGUAGACAUAAAAUUGUACCUUGGGCUAUUUCUUCAGACAUGUUGAAAUAAAAUUAUGUGAUCAAGUCACGGAGCUGUGUUCAAAAUAUGGUAGCACUAAGGUAUAUUGUCACGUGUUAUCAUAUACUGAAUACAUAAAUCAGUAAAGCGCAUGAGUAAUUUUCAUUAUGAAUUUUAUCAAGUACUCAUUAGAUUAUUUUGGUAUGGAAGUACGAGGAUGCGGCGUAAAAUUACCGGCCUAAAAAGGGAGACAGUAAUCUAAUGCAAUGUUUUUAUUUAUCAAGAUGUUAUCAACUUAACGUUUAGUUAGAAACAAUUCAAAACCCACCGCAACAACUGACCCUUGUUACUCGACUAUAAUUUGUAUUACUUUUAAUCGACAGUCUUGCAAUGUUAUUUUUUUCUCUUUGAAUGAAAGAGAAAUUUCUUUAGUGUCUAGUGUGCACAAUAAUUAUAAAACUCAAUUAGAACAAUUUAGAAUUGUUACAAGAAAAACUACCUGACGAAACUUUAUAAAAUUUUAUAGUCACACUGGAAAAAGCAUAUUAUUCAAUGAAUCUAUAGAUAUUUUUGGUAAAAACUAACUUAUAUUAUGCCAGGAAUUAUUCAUCCCAUCCUCGAAUUAUGAAUUUAUAAAAAUUAAAUAAAAAUCAAAUGAAAAUUUGCAGUUUGAUUACGGCACUUGGACCUCUAAACCAAUAGAAAGUGUUUUCCACAAUU